Molecule: messenger RNA, 930 nt
Organism: Neoarthrinium moseri
Lineage: Eukaryota; Fungi; Ascomycota; Sordariomycetes; Amphisphaeriales; Apiosporaceae
Exons: 1
Coding region: 1-930 (309 amino acids)
Source: RefSeq, a predicted model, not a curated record
AUGGCAGCUCCCAAGCAACCUCGCAACAUCACAGUCGUCGGCGGCGCCGGCUCCGUCGGGGCGCCCAUCGUGGCCUCGCUCCUCGCGACCGGCAUCCACCAGGUGUCGGUGAUCACGCGGGCCGAGUCUACGGCCGAGUUCCCGGCGUCCGUCCGGGUACACCGGAGCGGGUACGCCGACGAGGACGCGCUGGCCGCGGCGCUGGCCGGCCAGGACGUGUUGGUCCUGGCCCUGGCCUACACGGCCUACGACGCCCAGGUGCCGCUGAUCAAGGCAGCCGCGCGCGCGCGCGUGCCCUACGUGGUGCCGUGCGAGUUCGGCUCGGACGCCACGCACGGCGCGCUCAACGCCGAGAUCGCGCUGAUGCGGGUCAAGAAGCCGUACCGGGACCUGGUCGAGUCGCUGGGCGCCAGCGCCUGGAUCGGCGUCGUCAACAACCCGUGGUUCGACUUCUGCAUGCGCGGCGGGUUCCUGGGGGUGGACCUGAAGCGGCGCACGGCCACGCUGCUGGACGGCGGCCGCGUGCGGGCCAACUUCACGACGCUGGGCCGGGUCGGGCGCAGCCUGGCGGCGCUGCUGAGCCUGCCCGGGCCCGAGCUGGCGCGCCACGGCAACGGCUGGGUCUACUUCAGCUCGUUCGCGGCCAGCCAGCGCGACAUCCUCGACAGCGCGCUGCGGGCCACGGGCACGGCCGAGGCCGAGUGGGCCGUCACGCACGGCAGCGCGCUCGAGGUCCGCACCCGGGCCAAGGAGGCGACGGCCAGGGGCGACCACAUGGCCGGGGCGGGGGCGCUGUUCGCGCUCAUGUUCAGCGACGGGUUCGGGGGCGACUACGGCGACAAGGUCGUCGACUACGCGAGGCUGGGGCUCGAGCCCGAGGAGAGCCUGGAUCAGGUCGUCAAGGAGUUGGUCGAUGAGCUGGGAGCGUAG